Colletotrichum graminicola M1.001 is the source of this 4698-nucleotide messenger RNA. Its product is annotated as MIF4G domain-containing protein. The transcript is spliced from 4 exons. NCBI's taxonomy places the organism in Eukaryota, Fungi, Ascomycota, Sordariomycetes, Glomerellales, Glomerellaceae. Gene Ontology annotation, cellular component: eukaryotic translation initiation factor 4F complex. The record is from RefSeq and is a predicted model, not a curated record. Gene Ontology annotation, molecular function: translation initiation factor activity; protein binding; mRNA binding. The coding region runs from base 1 to 4698 and encodes 1565 amino acids.
AUGACUUCGACUGCCAGCCCUCAGUCCAAUCCGGCGCCCAACACCUCCGCUGCGACUUCGGCUCCUUCAUAUGCUUCCGCUGCCGGUGCGAACAAGAAGCAAGCCUCCACGCCGCUGAUUGCGACUGGAUCCAACCCACCUGUGGUGGUCGGUGGCUCCUCUGCGCAAAAUGCAAAGCCGUCUGCUCCGUCACCAGUAAAUGGUCGUCAAUCCAUCACUCCUGCCGUGCCCGCUGCCCCAGCAGUCGCUCACGGCUCUUCCAACAACAACACUAUGAACGGAAACGCACCCGAUCACGCCCGCAAGAGCUCCGUCACUCUUAGUGCCAACGGCCCCAACAGCUUCGCUCCCAACGGCGGCCCUGUCGGUGGCUCCAAGCCCGGCAUCCAGUUCGGCUACAACUCUCCCGCCGUCGCGCACAGCACUCCCCAGACCACGGCUGCUCCGAUCCCCAUUCCCGGAUCCAACAACCAGCGCGUGCCUUCUCCUGCGCACUCUCCCUCUCCUAUCCCUCAGCCCUCUGCCAGCGGCGGCCGCCCCCCCUCCGGUAUGGCUCCGUCUAACGCCAUGACGUUUGGCAGUCUCGGAAGCGAUGGCGAUCGCCACAUGAGACAAGCCUCCACUCCUCAGACCCAAGCCGCUCUGCCUGCGCAGCCGGGAUCGCACAUUCGUCGGGAAUCCGGUGUUUCUCAGCACAGCGAUGCUGCUGGGCCCAACCAAGGUCCCAACCGUCAAGGUUUCCAGCCUCAGGGCGGCCGUGGUCGUGGUUUCAACCCCCACCAGCCCCCUUACAACGCCAAUAUGGGAUUUCCCCCGAACCAACAAUACCGCAACGGUCAGGGCCGUGGCGGCAUGCCGCCUGCCUUCCACCCCGGAAGACCGAUGCAACCCUACCCCAACUCACCUCAGCCGGCCCGAAGCCCUGCUCUGGCCCAGUCCCAGCCGGGGACCCCGAAUAUGCCUCCGGCGCAGAUGCACCCGAUGCCCAUGGCUACUCCUCCUCAGUACCAUUAUCCGCCUCCCAAUAUGGCGCAACCACAAGUACAUCCCCCUCCCUUUCAAGAUGUUUUCAUUCCGUCGACUUUGGCCCCUCCGUUCGUCCCGUCUUCCAAAAGCAAGAAGAAGAAGAAUCAGUAUCAGCAUUUGGAGAAGUUUCCCCACAAGUCUCGAUACACGGAUUCUUCGUAUGGCAUGCCUUUUGAUAACAAGCCUCGGCGCUUCAGUGAGCACGCAGGGCAGAUUUGGGUCGCCUCCGACAGGCCGAGUCUGAGCUACCACACAGACUUGGGUAACCCAAACCGUGUCGAGCGGGGCCAUGUGUCGUCGAACGAGUUGUCAACUUCUUCUCUUCCCUCAGACCCUCAAAUUGAUAUUUCUCCUCAGAGCGAUUACUACGAGAGAUUGCUAACAAACGCAAAGCAGCAGUACGGCUACCCUCCCCAACCCACUCAGUACGACCAGUUCGGCCGACCCAUGUACUACAACCAGAUGGGAUACAUGCCUUCCCCUCCUGGUGGGCCCCCGGCUUUCCAGCCUGGCUUCGUGCCUCCUCCUUAUCACCAACCUGCGCCGGCCGCUAUGUCGCGCACCUCUUCUCACUCUGAGCGGCCUUCUUCCAGCACCGGCCAGCCGAGUCAGCCCGUCGUUGUCUCUGGCACCCCCCAGCCCCAGAAUGCUCAAGUCAAGGCCCCGAUCGUGGCUUCGUCAUCUGGUAACUUUGUUCGCCCCAAAAAGAGCGCUGCCAUUGUCAUCAAGAACGCUGCUGGUGAGGCUGUCGACUUCAAGAGCAUCAAGACUCCUUCUUCGCCUGCCCCUAGCAUUCAGCAGUCCAAGACUCCUCCGAUUGUAACCUCCACCCCCACCCCUCCCCCCAAGUCGGCCACGCCCUCCCAUACCCGCGCCGACAGCCAGGCAACUCCCAAGACUCGUCAAGAGAUCCAGGAUGAGCUGAGAGCUAAAAUCCAGCAGGCCAAGGGAGGAGAAGACAAGGCGAAGGAGGAGGCUGACGCUAAGGCCAAGGCCGUCGAAGAGGAGAAGAAGGCCGCCGAAGCCAAGGCUGAGGCCGAGGCCAAGGCCAAGGCUGAGGCUGAAGAGAAGGCCAAGGAAGAGGCCCGCAAGGCUGAAGAAGAGGCGGAGGCCAAGCGCAAGGCCGACGAAGAAGAGAAGGCCAAGGCCAAGGCUGCCGAGGAAGAGAAGGCGGCUGCUGAGGCAAAAGCAAAGGAAGAGGCCGAGAAGAAGGCGGCUGAGACGCCUGCUGAGCCCGCCGCUACCGAGGAAGACGAAAUGGAGCGUAUGAUCCGCGAGAUGGAGGAGGAAGACGCACGUCGUGAGAAGGAGGCUGCCGAAUACAACGCGAAGAAGGCAAUCGAGAAGGAGGCACAGAAGAAGGCCGAAGAGGCUAACAAGGCCACCAAUGCCGCCGAGGCAGACCGCAAGCUCCGCGAGGCCGAGCGUGAGAUGGAACGUCUCGAAGAGGAGAAGGAGAGAAAGCGUGCUGAGGCUGCUGGAUCCUCCGUCGCCGAGCUUCUCGCAAAGACAAAGGCCGGCGUAGAUGAGCCCGCCAAGGUUGGUGAUGUCGCCGAUAAGCUUUCCAACCUCAGCAUCGGCGAUUCCAAGGCCUCUACUCCCACCGAGGCUUCUGCGCCCAGGGCCACUCCCACCGAGAAACGCGGCGCCAAGCCGUCUCCCCUUAACCUGGCUCCCCUCAACACCAAGCCUGUCGAGGCGCCUCAGCCCAGUGCUGCUCUCCAGUCUUUGAAGUCUGCUCGUUUCUUGUCCGUCAUGAACCAGGACUUGUACCCCUCUGGUAUCAGCUCUCCCAACCCGGCCUUGAACGCCGCGGUUGCCAAGAAGGGCAAGACCUUCAAGUACGACGCUCAGUUCCUGCUGCAGUUUCAAAAGGUCUUUACCGAGCAGCCCUCCACUGAGUUCCACCAGCAGGUCAAGUCGCUGAUUGGCGACAAUGAUGGUUCUCGCUCCGCGUCUACUCCCCGCGCUGGCUCCGGCCGCGGCGGCUCCCAGCGCGGCACCACUGCACCCGCAAACGCCAUUGGUAGUUUCCGAGCUCCGUCUAACAACGUCCGAGGCACCACCUCUGCCGAGCGGUUCGCCAUGGCCAACGCUGCUAUGGGCUCAGGAGGAGGUCCCGUCGGCAACAUGGGCACUUUCCGUUCGUUCCCCGGUCCCCAGAUGGUGCGGACACCCUCCUCCUCCAACGUGGGACCCAACUCUCCCAGAACCCGUUCCGCAAGAGGAGGCGGUGGCAGCAGACGCAACGAUUACAACCCCAAGGAGGCGCAGGCGGCCAAGACCAUGCCUCUUACUGCGGGCAUGGAGCUCAAGCCUAUCACGGUUUCCGCUACUGGUUGGAAGCCUACCAGCAUAGGCAAGAGCACCACUUCGGGCCCUACGCCUGGCGCCGACCACAUGGAUCCCGGGAUGGUCCAGCGCAAGGUCAAGGCUGCUCUCAACAAGAUGACCCCGGAGAAGUUCGACAAGAUUGCCGACCAGAUCCUCGCCAUUGCCGGCCAGUCCAAGGACGAAUCCGACGGUCGCACCCUCCGCCAGGUCAUUCAGCUCACCUUCGAAAAGGCCACCGACGAGGCUCAUUGGGCGUCCAUGUACGCCAAGUUCUGCAAGCGCAUGCUUGACACCAUGAGCCCCGAGAUUCGCGACGAGAACAUCAAGGACAAGAACGGCGUUGUUGUGAGCGGUGGCGCCUUGUUCCGCAAGUACCUGCUCAACCGCUGCCAGGAGGAAUUCGAGCGUGGCUGGAAGGUCAACCUGCCUACCAAGCCUGAGGAUGCUGACGAAGGCAAGCCCCAGUCAUCGGAGGCUGCCAUGCUCUCCGACGAGUACUACAUUGCCGCUGCCGCCAAGCGUCGUGGUCUCGGUCUCGUCCAAUUCAUUGGUGAGCUCUACAAGCUCGGCAUGCUCACGGAGCGCAUUAUGCACGAGUGUGUCCGCAAGCUUGUCGACUACGAGGGCGUUCCCGACGAGGCUGAGAUAGAGUCGCUGUCCAAGUUGCUGAGAACCAUCGGUUCCAACCUUGACGCUUCGGAUAAGGGUAAGGCCUUGAUGAACGUCUACUUCGACCGUAUCCAGCAGAUGAUGGAUAUGCCCGAGCUUGCCAGCAGAUUGAAGUUCAUGCUUUUGGAUGUCAUCGACCUCCGUAAGAAAGGCUGGGCUUCUAAGGAAGCUAACAAGGGACCCAAGACCCUCGAUGAGAUCCGCGCAGAGGCUGAGGCAGCUGCUCUGCAGAAGGCACAGGAGAACCAGCGCGGCGGCAGCCAGCGCGGACCCGGUGGCCGCCCCAAUAUGGGCCGCGGUGACUCUCGCAACUUCUCGUCCGGCUACAUGCAGGCCCAGUCCAACCAGGUCGGUAUGGAUGACCUGCGCCGCCUGAAGGGCUCUACCGGCAGGACUGCCAGCGGCAACAUCUCUCUUGGCCCCACCUCCAUGUUCAGCUCGCGCAGCAACAGCGGUCGCAGACUUGGACCUGGCGGCUCCCUCGGCCGACCUGGUGAGGAUUCUGGAGCUUCAUCCCGCACCGGAACGCCGCCCACCACCCAACACACCAACGCCUUCAGUGCGCUCGCCAACCUGGACAGCGAAAAUCCGGCUUCUCCUCCUUCGACUGCUGCCUCUCCUGCACUGUCCAAGGUUGUUCCCGACAGCACUGCUGCCGAGAGCAAAUGA